AGCCGUUGUGGCCCGAUAGGGAUCGGUCUCCUGGGUGCUGCCGCCGGCGUGUGCGGACGGCCAGCGGGAGGCUGGGGCGCCAUGGCGGGCAAGGGAGCGAACCUGCACAGUGUCAUGGUCAAGAAUGUCUCCACGACGCCCGAGACAUUCUUCGACGUCAAGCACAAGCUCCAGGACGUGUUCAGCAAGUUCGGCGAGAUCGGGGACGUGCACCUGCCGAAGGACCGCAACUUCGCCUUCGUACGCUUUCAGCGCCUCCAGGAUGCCGAGGACGCCAUGAAAGAAAUGGACGGCAAGGACUUCGAGGGGGACGAGCUGAGGUGCCAGAUGGCGACGCAGCCGCCCAAGCCAGGGUACCCGCAGGGGGGCCGGUCGCGGUCAAGGUCGCGCUCCAGGCGCGAGCGCCGCCGCUCGCCCUCGCGCGAGCGCCGCCGCCGCCGUGGCGACUCCAGGGACCGGCGGCGCCGCGACUCGCGGAGCCGGCGGCGCAGGUGAGCCCUGCAGAGGGCCCCGCGGAGCGCCGCCGCGGGGCAGCGCGCUGGUGAGCGCCGAGCGGGCGGGCUCCAGGGCCGAGGCCUGUCGCCGUGCCUGCAGCGCGCGCCCAGGGGGGCAGCGGGGGUGGGGUGUUCCCGCGGGCAGGUUCGACAUCUGACCCGGGCGGCCGCGCCAGGGGGAGAGGGACGGGAAGCUACAGGCACGGACGCCGGGCGCGGCGGUGUUCAGCCCAACCUGCAACUUGGCCAGGUUUGCUCUCCUCCUCCUCCUCCUCCACACACACCCUUCCCUCCUCCUGAACCGCAGCUUGGCCAUAUCGUUUGUACCACGGCCAGCCGGCCCACGUAGCCUGGCCAGCUUUGCUCUCUCCCGCGGGGGCCGGGGCGGCAGCUCGCGGCGGGGCGGCGCUGGCAAGAUCUUGUAAGAAACGGUGGCUAUGGCAGAGCCUCGGC
Molecule: messenger RNA, 947 nt
Organism: Prorocentrum cordatum
Lineage: Eukaryota; Dinophyceae; Prorocentrales; Prorocentraceae
Source: the annotation of a GenBank genome assembly